Nicotiana tabacum (common tobacco) is the source of this 2245-nucleotide messenger RNA. The record is from RefSeq and is a predicted model, not a curated record. Lineage: Eukaryota; Viridiplantae; Streptophyta; Magnoliopsida; Solanales; Solanaceae.
UGGGGUCCGGAAGUGAAAGGAGAACCUUUUUGGGGACUUAGUCGGAAAUAGGAGGAAAAACGGGGACCAUAAUGCAAAUAAAACUUUCCCGCUUCCCGCCGGCAUCAGCCCUAAUGCCCGAUGAACAAACCAGCCACUGUCACUUCCGAAGCCGAAAACCAAAAAACAUUCCCAAAAUCUGAAGAUGAAAAACAAUCAACUGCAAUUGUUUUCAGAAUCCGGCAUUUAUCAGUUAACCUCAAAUGCCUUCUUUAUCGACCCGGUUCGAAUUCUCAACCGUUCAUACACCCGGUUUAGGGUUUCUCCUUCUACGUACUACUCUCGCUUCUUCGAUUCCUCGAACUCAACACAAGUUCCAAAAGCUUCCGAAGAUUCUAGAAAACGAAAACGUAAACAGAAGAAGAAGCCUCAAUCUCUCAAUGAACGCGAACAAAUCGCCGAUCGUCGUCAUCAGGAGGUGAAGCCGUUAUUGUUGAAAGCGCAUGAAGCCUUGAUUGAAGCUACUGAUCUUUUGAAAGUUUUGAGGAAUUUGAGGAACGAUGGAUGUGCUGUGGGGGAAUGUAAAGAGUUGUCAGAGGAAAGUAGUGAGCUUUCGUUUAUGGAGCUCGGAAGUGUUUGGCAAGCUCCAUUGUAUGAGAUUGUUCUCAAUUAUUAUCAAGAUGAUAAAACUUUCCACAAUGGAGGUUCAGUUCUUGCUCAGAGCAUUGAGCAAAGUGUGACCCCUGUAUUUAAUAAUCUAGUCGCUAAUGAGGGAAGCUGUGAUAUAGAAGCGGAGCUUUUCAAUCACAAGUAUAUUAUUCCCAUAAGGAGUUGUUUCUAUAUGUCUGAUUUGCGGCAGAUUGAGAACUUAAUCCCAGCUGAUUCUGAUUGUGGCUUCAAUCUCAUAGUUAUAGAUCCCCCUUGGGAAAAUGGCAGCGCUCACCAGAAACUGAGGUACCCAACUUUGCCUAACCGAUACUACUUAUCUCUCCCCGUCAAGCAACUUUGUCAUACCUCUGGAUCUCUUGUUGCAUUGUGGGUUACCAACAGGGAAAAGUUGCGAGGUUUUGUGGAGAAUGAUUUGUUUCCGAAAUGGGGAGUAAAAUAUGCAGCUAACUUUUACUGGUUGAAGGUUAAAGCAAAUGGGAUGAUGACCGGUGAAUUGGACCUCUUUCAUCAUCGGCCAUAUGAAUGCCUUCUCCUAGGAUACUGUGAGGGAAAGGAGACUGAUUCUGACAAUAUAACAAGACUGAAUCCUAUACCAGAUAAUCGAGUAUUCGUCAGUGUUCCUGGUGAUUAUUCAAGGAAACCCCCCAUUGGAGAGCUGCUUCUGGAUUAUGUGCCGGGGUCUAGGCCUGCUCAUUGCAUUGAACUAUUUGCUAGAGAAAUGAUAGCUGGCUGGACUUCUUGGGGGAAUGAACCUCUUCAUUUUCAGGAUUCAAGAUAUUUUGUUACUAAGGAAACAGAAAAAUAAUGCUUCUGGAUUGAAACACCUCUUAUUCGGAAGUUUUAGUCCAGUGAUAUGGUAUCCUGAAGGUAUCCCUCUGUAUGUGGUUUUAUCCUUCCGGUGUAGCUUCCUGUAGAAUUUUUAAGACGCGUCAAAAUUUUGCUUUUAUUACCUGAUCACUUUUCCCCUGAGCAAUACUUGUUCGAUGAUGCUUCUUCGUGUAUUAUUUGCUUAUAUAGGAUUCAUGAACUGUGCAACAGAUCGAUGCAUUCGGACAGUUUUAUGAUUGGUGAUUGCUUAAAAGUAGAGAUUUAUAGACUUCAGGAAGUACCAGGUGGCUUGAGUUCGUACAUCAUUGAGAUCUCAUUGCGACAGCCAAUGACAAAACAAUGGGAAUGAUGGAUAGCUUGCAUUAUAUGCUCAAAACCGAUGGUUGUUUGCUAUAAAAGUUCAACUCGUGUUCUCCAUUGAGUACAUAUAUUCAAGUCAAACUUCUCUGAGUUCUUGAAUACUCCUUGAUAGCCAAGAAGAGGAAAAAUCUCUAUGUAUUCAUUUUCUACUGGAAAAGUAAGUUUUCAAGAUUGAAGGUUAUUCAUAGUUGAGCCUUUGUAAUAGUAGCCAGAGUUGCUCAGUUCCAGUGUCCUUGUUAGGCUCUGUAAUUUUCGAUGAAUCAACCGUCUUCAGACAAGUGGUCGAUAUUUAGCGGAAUGUAGCGAAUUUAUUUCUCCCCUUCAUUCUAGUGGCCUUCAGUUUUGCUAAGUGGAAAAGAUUUGUAAGAUAUAUAUGAUCAUUUUUUUCAUCAAUUUCUGUUUUUCUUUC